Molecule: messenger RNA, 1494 nt
Organism: Thelazia callipaeda (thelaziosis nematode)
Lineage: Eukaryota; Metazoa; Nematoda; Chromadorea; Rhabditida; Thelaziidae
Source: the annotation of a GenBank genome assembly
AUGGCUCUGAGAUCAACAGUUAGCCCUACGUUGGAUUUCUACCCGAAAUUGGAGCUAAUGGAUGAGAAAUUUAUCAAAGAAAUAGUAGAAAAUACAGUUGAUUGGGCGCAUCAGGCACAUGGUAUGGUGAUGCGAACAAGAAAAGCACCUAAUCGCAGCGAUAUAUGUCAAAGCGCUCCUUGUACUCUCUUCCCUUCACCAUUUCCGUCAAAUUUAUUUCAAGAGGCUAUUGAUAUUCAGCAGGCAUUCAGUUUACUUUAUUUCCGAGUGUCAUGGGAUUUUGAUUUCUUAAUCAAAGCACAUGUUGAAGUGAUCAAAACAGAUGAGUUUACGAGACAUUUGGUCGAAAUUCUUAAAGAUGUAUGGGAUGCAGGCAUUUGGCAAAAAAAGACGUUGUUGAUACAGAGGAACGAUUACAUGUGUCAUGAAGAUGUUCAUGGAAAUCGUUUUUUAAAACAGAUCGAAGUAAAUAACAUCGCGGCAAGCAUGGGUUCGCUUGCUGCGCUAACUAGUUGCAUGCAUAGAAGAUUACUGGAAACAAUGCGGAUUCCUAAGGAUAUUAUUAAGAUAGCUGUUCCAGAAAAUCGUGCCGUAGAUACUAUAUCUGAAGGAAUCUUUGAAGCAUGGCGUGAUUAUGGAAUGAACGAAGCAGUUGUAUUGUUCGUGGUGGAAGAUGUAAGUCAGAAUCAAAUCGAUCAAAGACAUAUUGAAUAUCGCCUUGAAAACAUAAGCAAUAGGCGUACGCGAUGUUUACGCAUCACAUUAACCGAUGGUGCAGAACGGUUAACAGUCGCCGAAAAUCAUCACCUUUUAUUGGAUAACAAGUUUCAUGUAGCUGUUGUCUAUUUUCGAGCUGGUUACUCGCCAGAACAUUAUCAGACAGCAAGAGAAUGGAUCACACGUCGAAACAUUGAAUUGUCUGAUGCAAUAAAAUGUCCGUGGAUUGGUUUGCAGCUGGCAAAUACGAAAAAGGUUCAACAGCUUUUGUCGGAAAAAGGUAUUCUGGAAAAGUAUAUAACUGAUGAUAGACUAUGCGAAAGAAUCAAAAAAACAUUCGCAGGCUUGUGGAGCUUGGAAAAUGAUGAUAUUGAAACCAGAAAGAUAAUCAAUAAUGCAAUAGCAGAUCCUGAGAAAUUUGUCUUGAAACCUCAAUUAGAAGGUGGAGCGGGCAACUAUUAUGGGCAAGAAGUUGCUGAGCAAUUGAAAACUAUGAAUAAAGAAGAAAUUGCGGCGCUUACAUUGAUGGAACGCAUAACGCCAAUGGUUGUUAAGAACUACUUGAUUCGACCCGAGGAAGAACCGGUCAUGGUGGAUAUAGUUGGAGAAUUGGGCAUCUAUGCUUAUGUUUAUGGUUCUCCUGCGAUCGGUACUUCACAGGAAGAAGUUAUCACGAAUCAUGUUGGGGGACACAUUGUUAGAAGCAAAGGCAAAAACGUCGACAAAGGAGGAAUCGCUAUUGGAGCUGCGGUGGUUGACUCGCCUUACCUAUUUUAA